AUGACAUCCGUUUCACCCUUUCAAUUACCACAUGAUUCGCAAUGGCGAUCGGACAGAUCAGAGAGAUCCGAAUCACGAGCAUCCAGUCGAUAUGUGCCACUUGAUCAUGCUGGUACCAUACGUAAUACAUUGAAUACAAUGGUGGAUAGUGUGAAUGCAACAACAGAAUUAAUCCAACGAAAGCAAAAUGAAUAUACUAUGGGAAGAAAGGCAUUUCAAACGGAAAUGGAAGUAACUGGAAGAAUGUCAGUUGAACCAACUGAUGAUACUUUACGACUUAAAUCUGUUAGCACUGAAAAUAUGCAGAAAGAACUUUCGAAGCUUAAAGAUGAUCAAAAGCAACAUGCUGUAACUGAUACUUUGGCUGCAUUGGUUUACGAUAUUGAUGCCACCGCGGAAGUAUUACGACGUGGUUCAAUGAAAAAGAAGCGAACCACUGAUGGAGAAGUAGUCACCGGUUACAAUUUACGUAUUACACCUGGACCAGAAGAACAAAUACCUAUUCCAUCACCAAAACAACAUCGUGCAGCGGAGAAUGGUUUUACGUUGGAACGAGUUUCGCAAGAUUAUGGUGUUGAUGUUUCCGAAUCACAAAUGAAUAGUAUCAAAAAGCGUGCUCGAUCUGAAACUCCACGACGAAUGAUUAAUAUUGAGAGUUCUCCAACCAGUUCACCAUCAAUUUGUGCAUUUUGUUCCGAAGAAAUAGACGGACCAAUGAUAACAGCAUUAGCACCAAAUUCAUAUUAUGCCCAAAAAUUCCAUCCGUAUCAUUUCAUGUGUACUUAUUGCCAAAAGGCACUAAAUCUACGUGGCACUUAUCGUGAACAUCAGCGAAAGCCAUACUGUCACGAAUGUUUCUACCGGUUAUAUAAUGGCCUCAUCUAUUCACCGGAUGAAAAACAAGCCCGAAUUGAAAAAUUAAUUUAA
This is a messenger RNA of Cercopithifilaria johnstoni, 927 nucleotides long. Lineage: Eukaryota; Metazoa; Nematoda; Chromadorea; Rhabditida; Onchocercidae. The record is from the annotation of a GenBank genome assembly.